Molecule: messenger RNA, 1152 nt
Organism: Fusarium oxysporum Fo47
Lineage: Eukaryota; Fungi; Ascomycota; Sordariomycetes; Hypocreales; Nectriaceae
Exons: 6
Coding region: 1-1152 (383 amino acids)
Molecular function (GO): metallopeptidase activity
Source: RefSeq, a predicted model, not a curated record
AUGAAGGUCUUUUUGCCUAUAGUGGCCCUCGCUGGGCUUGGCUUGGCUGCAGACAUGAAUGUUUGGGACCUCGAUGACUCUUGUCAAACACCUGAACGUAAGGGUGCCUUUGAGAAAGCAUACAGUGACGCUGAGGUCCUGGCAGUCAAGGCUCAAGAAGACCUUGAGAAGCUCAAAGGCGCGCGUCCAGACUUUGUCUCAAACAUGCGAACCAAUUGGGAUCGUAUUGCGAGGGCUGCGACCAACAUGUUUGGCUUUGUGCCAAAUGCAGAUGGCCAUGACCCCAAUGAAGAGCAUUACUCGAGUGUUAGAUAUGUUUAUGAUCGCAUGGUCAAGACCCUUCACAAUGACGAAAUGAUUCCAGCCAACGGCUACGGCGGACUCAAGCCCCUUCUUCUAUGCGACGAAAGCAAAUUCGUCUGGGUCGGAAGAGACGACAAGGAUCCCCAUGAUCCAGCAGGACGCCCCCUUCGCGAAUCCAGACCGAAAGAGAUGGCGGGUACAAAAGCCGGAGCUUGGGUCUACAAGAAACGCUACCUGGUAAAUGGCGUCAAGCAACCCGACACAGGACUUUGCAGACCAGGCGUAUUUGCCGUCACCCUUACCCGAAACGAUUUCAUCAUCUUUUGUCCUCCAUCAUUUCAGGACCCGGUGGCUAGUACAAAAUCUGCUGUUGAUGCUAAAGACAGCGUUCAGAAAGAUGAUGUAUUGGAUACAUACUCGGCUACUAGCCUUUCUCGAGUCAUGGUCCACGAGCUUGCCCAUUGGUUUGGUGGUGCUGGGAAUGGUGGAACUGACAACCGCAAUGUCCCUGAUCAACAAGCCGUCGGAAAAGAGGGAGCAUUGGUCUGGCAAAAGCCCGACGGCAAACGCACCACUGAUGCGACUCUUAAAGACCUCAAGAAAUAUCUUACAUACAACUUUAUGUGGGUUUCCAACUUGGCGCGCUCUCACGAGGGGGCCAACGCAGGAAAUUGUGGCCCGAGCAAAGCCACUUUCACGGCUGAGUCAUAUGCCCUUUUCGCAUUAAUGUCUUACAUGGAUAACUGGGAUUGGGCUAAUGAUGGGAAGGCAAAGGCGUUUGUUGACGAAAUGAUCCCAUAUGAGAGACUUCCUAACAGUAAGAAGGCUUUGCUGCAGAUAAUACAGUAA